CCCGCUCUCUUCUCUUCUCCGCCAUCCUGUGUGCGGUUGAAUUGGUUCCUCGCCAUGUCUUCUCGCAAGACUUUCAGGAUCAAGCGAUUCUUGGCCAAGAAGCAACAGCAGAAUCGUCCCAUCCCCCAAUGGAUUCACAUGAAAACUGGUAAUAAAAUCAGGUACAACCCGAAGAGAAGACAUUGGAGAAGAACCAAGCUGGGUCUCUGCGGAGCCUCCGCACAUGAGCUGGCGCACACAGUUAGGCUGUGUGGGGUCACUUCCUCGCAUCUUACCGUAUCUCACUGGAAACGGCACUGCCACAGUUGGCUAAGUCAGGAAAAGGGUUCUCUUUAUGUUGUUGUUUCUGUAUAGUGCUUUUCCUCAGUA
This is a messenger RNA of Phacochoerus africanus (Common warthog), 369 nucleotides long. RefSeq names its product 60S ribosomal protein L39-like. Gene Ontology annotation, cellular component: ribosome; cytosolic large ribosomal subunit. NCBI's taxonomy places the organism in Eukaryota, Metazoa, Chordata, Mammalia, Artiodactyla, Suidae. Gene Ontology annotation, molecular function: structural constituent of ribosome. The record is from RefSeq and is a predicted model, not a curated record. The coding region runs from base 55 to 354 and encodes 99 amino acids. Gene Ontology annotation, biological process: translation. The transcript has a single exon.